This is a messenger RNA of Cordyceps militaris CM01, 1332 nucleotides long. RefSeq lists its product as uncharacterized. The transcript has a single exon. The coding region runs from base 1 to 1332 and encodes 443 amino acids. Lineage: Eukaryota; Fungi; Ascomycota; Sordariomycetes; Hypocreales; Cordycipitaceae. The record is from RefSeq and is a predicted model, not a curated record.
AUGGCCUUUCUCGAAGACCCCCGCCUGCGCCAGCGCUGGAACCAGAUUGCCCACGACGCCGAGGCCGCCACCGAGAACGCGGCUGCCGGCAUCUGGUCCUUCCAGCAGCACUACAUUAACCCCUGCUUCGGAUACGUAGCCGGCUCGGUCGAGCAGUGCACCGCCGUGUGCCUGGGCGAUGCCGACGAGCGCCUGCGCCGCCGCCGGGAGCGCGAGCGCGGCGGGCCCGGCGCUGAGUACUCGUUUGACUUUUACGACGACUGGUACGGCCAGAACGACCCCCAGAACGGCGGAACCGGCCCGGGCUUCUUUGGCGCCUGGGCCGGCGAAGACUGGGAUCGUCUGCUCGCCGGCAGCGGCAGCCAGCGCAAACUCCUCGGCGGGGAGGGCGCCACCGCCGUCGCCGAGCAGCCAAGGCGGAAGCGCGGUAUGAGCUAUGGCACCAGAGGCACCCGACGCAAGGCCAGCGAGCACGAUCCUACCAUCAUCCCCAGCACCCAGCCUAUCGGCUUCCUCAGCAAGCUGCCCUGGAAGAUGGGCGGUACGCUGCGGUACAAGCCUAGCGCCGCCGACUUGCAGGACCACCCGGUCAAACAGGAGAAUCCGGAGAUGGCGCCCCUCCUCGGCGGCGACGACGAGUCGGAUUACGGCCAGCUUAUUGUAACCCGCAAGCGAAGCGGCACCGCAGGAUCUGGCGGCACCGGAGGCACGUCGGACUCCUACCGCUCGCGUGGCGAUUUGUUUCCAUCCGACGGAGAAGGCGAAGAAGAUGCCAUUGUGCUAGACGACGACGUCACGUAUGACAUGGUACGAAACGAUCGCAGCAGCGGAAAGAGUGACAAGACGAAAAGCAGCAAGGGGAAGCGGCCGGCCCAAGGUGGGGGGUUCUUUGCAUCUAGGACCCUCUCGAGAACAACGAUAGCGUCCAACUCCUCCGCCGACACGAUGCCGCUGCAGCGCUCCGUCUCGUCCCUGGCAAUUAGUCCGGCCGCCGUAGAGCGCGUGCCGUCGCUGCAGGACUUGCAGAUGGAGGAGCAGAGGCUUCAAGACGAGCAAGACCGAGCGAUUGUCCGGAACAAAGAAGCAGCCACACAGUUGGCCGCACAGCUUGGACUGUCGCCGGCGCAUACUGAUACAUACUCUACCGACGAACAGCAGUCAUUAUCAGCAGAGGAGGCGGGCAUGCCGCCUCCCCCGCAGGAACUGCCACAGUCUGGUGACACAGUCGACGAUGCGACGAGCGAAGCGCAGCGGAAAAUCCAGCCCAGGCAGGACUCACAGUCCAGCCAUCAGGACUUUUUCCCUGCACGACUGCCACACUUUGGCUCAUGA